Messenger RNA from Macaca mulatta (Rhesus monkey), 4043 nucleotides. It is a transcript of the gene WDR3, whose product is annotated as WD repeat domain 3. Gene Ontology annotation, molecular function: protein binding; snoRNA binding. The record is from RefSeq and is a predicted model, not a curated record. Gene Ontology annotation, cellular component: Pwp2p-containing subcomplex of 90S preribosome; small-subunit processome. NCBI's taxonomy places the organism in Eukaryota, Metazoa, Chordata, Mammalia, Primates, Cercopithecidae. Gene Ontology annotation, biological process: maturation of SSU-rRNA.
UCGUGGAGGCUGAGGUGAGUCCUGGAGGUUCAAGUUUGGAGCUGAGAGCCUUCUGUGCGGCUCCAAUUUUGCAGAUUCUGUCUGAGGCGUUCGUGAUGUCAGCAGCAGCCGAGGCGGGCGUAUUUAGGGCCUGUUGUUAGGGCUGGGGGAACUCAGAUUGCCUCACCUGUGGUAUCAGACAUCAUAACAUGGGGCUCACCAAGCAGUACCUACGCUAUGUUGCUAGUGCCGUCUUUGGCGUCAUUGGCAGCCAAAAAGGUAAUAUUGUCUUUGUGACACUUCGUGGUGAGAAAGGACGCUAUGUGGCAGUACCAGCUUGUGAACACGUUUUCAUCUGGGACUUAAGGAAAGGAGAGAAGAUUCUUAUCCUUCAGGGGCUUAAACAAGAAGUUACUUGCUUGUGCCCCUCCCCAGAUGGGCUACACUUAGCUGUUGGGUAUGAGGAUGGGUCGAUCCGAAUCUUCAGUCUCCUGAGUGGGGAAGGAAAUGUGACCUUCAAUGGUCACAAAGCAGCUAUCACUACCUUGAAGUAUGAUCAGCUAGGAGGCAGACUGGCAUCUGGGUCCAAGGACACAGAUGUUAUUGUAUGGGAUGUGAUCAAUGAAAGUGGUCUCUACCGUCUAAAGGGGCACAAGGACGCCAUCACACAAGCCUUGUUUCUACGAGAAAAGAACCUGCUAGUUACUAGUGGGAAAGAUACCAUGGUGAAAUGGUGGGACCUUGAUACUCAGCACUGCUUUAAAACAAUGGUUGGCCACCGGACUGAGGUAUGGGGGUUGGUUCUGGUGUCAGAAGAAAAGCGACUCAUCACUGGAGCCUCAGACAGUGAACUGAGGGUAUGGGACAUAGCUUAUCUGCAAGAGAUUGAAGACCUGGAAGAACCAGACCCCAAGAAAAUCAAAGGAUCUUCUCCUGGAGUACAAGAUACUCUUGAGGCAGAGGAUGGUACCUUUGAGAUGGAUGAAGCCCCUGAGGAUCGAAUCCUUUCAUGUAGAAAAGCUGGUUCCAUAAUGCGGGAAGGAAGAGACAGAGUUGUAAACCUUGCAGUCGAGAAGACAGGCAGGAUUCUUGCUUGCCAUGGAACUGAUUCUGUGUUAGAAUUGUUUUGUAUCCUUUCCAAAGAGGAAAUUAAGAAGAAAAUGGACAAGAAGAUGAAGAAAGCUAGAAAGAAAGCAAAAUUACAUUCUUGCAAAGGAGAGGAGGAAGAUCCUGAAGUUAAUGUUGAAAUGAGUCUGCAAGAUGAAAUCCAGCGGGUGACUAAUAUCAAAACUUCUGCCAAAAUCAAAUCCUUUGACUUGAUUCAUUCACCUCAAGGAGAGUUAAAGGCUGUCUUCUUGCUGCAGAACAACCUGGUGGAACUGUAUUCACUGAAUCCAUCCUUGCCUACUCCUCAGCCUGUCAGGACAAGCAGAAUCACCAUUGGGGGUCAUCGUAGUGAUGUGCGGACUUUGUCAUUCAGCUCAGACAAUAUUGCUGUUCUUUCAGCUGCAGCUGAUUCCAUUAAAAUAUGGAACAGGUCUACACUGCAGUGUAUUCGCACAAUGACCUGUGAAUAUGCACUUUGCUCAUUCUUUGUACCUGGUGAUAGACAGGUGGUCAUAGGAACAAAGACAGGGAAGCUGCAGCUUUAUGACUUGGCCUCGGGGAAUCUGCUGGAGACAAUAGAUGCACAUGAUGGAGCUUUAUGGUCCAUGUCCCUCUCUCCAGAUCAGCGUGGCUUUGUGACAGGUGGUGCAGAUAAAUCUGUCAAAUUCUGGGAUUUUGAGUUAGUGAAAGAUGAAAAUAGUACCCAAAAGAGACUUUCUGUGAAGCAAACCCGAACCUUGCAACUAGAUGAAGAUGUUCUGUGUGUCAGUUACUCUCCCAAUCAAAAGCUAUUGGCUGUGUCUUUGCUGGACUGUACUGUGAAAAUUUUCUAUGUUGAUACUUUAAAGUUUUUUCUCUCACUGUAUGGACACAAACUACCUGUUAUAUGCAUGGACAUCUCUUAUGAUGGAGCACUUAUAGCAACUGGCUCCGCUGAUAGGAAUGUGAAAAUCUGGGGUUUGGACUUCGGGGACUGCCACAAGUCUCUCUUUGCGCAUGAUGACAGUGUGAUGUACCUACAGUUUGUACCCAAGUCUCACCUCUUCUUCACUGCUGGAAAAGACCAUAAGAUUAAACAGUGGGAUGCAGACAAAUUUGAACACAUACAGACUCUGGAGGGGCAUCACCAGGAAAUAUGGUGUUUGGCUGUAAGCCCCAGUGGAGACUAUGUUGUAUCAUCGUCCCAUGACAAAUCUCUGAGACUUUGGGAGAGAACAAGGGAGCCUCUUAUUCUUGAGGAAGAAAGGGAAAUGGAAAGAGAAGCAGAAUAUGAGGAGAGUGUGGCCAAAGAAGACCAACCAGCAGUUCCAGGAGAGACUCAAGGCGACAGUUACUUUACUGGAAAAAAAACUAUCGAAACAGUGAAAGCAGCUGAGAGGAUUAUGGAGGCUAUUGAGUUGUACCGAGAAGAAACUGCAAAAAUGAAGGAACACACAGCCAUUUGUAAAGCUGCAGGGAAAGAGGUUCCACUUCCCACCAACCCCAUCCUAAUGGCUUAUGGCAGUAUCUCACCUUCAGCUUAUGUAUUAGAGAUUUUUAAAGGCAUCAGGUCAAGUGAACUGGAAGAAUCUCUACUUGUGCUGCCUUUUUCUUAUGUCCCAGACAUUCUUAAACUCUUUAACGAAUUCAUUCAGCUGGGCUCUGAUGUUGAACUUAUAUGCAGGUGCCUCUUCUUCCUCCUCAGGAUUCACUUUGGACAGAUCACUAGCAAUCAAAUGCUUGUGCCAGUGAUAGAAAAAUUAAGGGAAACAACUAUUUCAAAAGUCAGCCAAGUCCGGGAUGUUAUCGGCUUCAAUAUGGCUGGUCUUGAUUAUCUCAAGAGGGAAUGCGAGGCAAAAAGUGAAGUUAUGUUUUUUGCUGAUGCUACUAGCCACUUGGAAGAGAAGAAGAGGAAGAGGAAAAAGAGGGAGAAGCUGAUUCUAACAUUGACUUAGAAGUGAAAUGUGGUGGGUUUUUUUUUUAACUUUUUCCUUAAAAGGACUCCUAAACUAAGCACAGAAGAGUUGGCGUCAUCUUAAAAAUACCAAAUAACAGAAGAUCACAUUGCAGACGAUGUCAGGAUGUGGUUCCCAACUUUGCCUGGGGGAAUUCCAACAUGAGAUUAUGGGCUGGCUCCAUUUCUUGGACUUAAAAUGCAUGAUUAGUUUAAAAAUCUUUCUGUGCUCUCAAAGCUUGAGCCUUGCAGCUCAAGCUUGUUGUUCCCUUUAUAUUCUAGCAGGGAAUAAAUAAUUGUUUUAAUUAGGUAUAUGUUUCAUUGGAGUUGAAAUUAACAUUUCAAAAAUUUUUCUUAUUUUUUUAUGGCAGAUAAUUUGCCAUUUAUUUAUAUUAGGUUUUACUGCCUAUUGAGACAACCAGGUGCAUAAUUGAUUGCUCUCUGGCCAUAAAAAUGCAGUAUCAUGGACUCUUAGAACUAAAAAGGACUGUAAAAAGUACCCAGAAUAGCCUCCUCAGACUUAACUUUCUGCAAGUUAUAUUUGUAUAUAAGAAGAUUCUAAUUGAUAACUGUUUAUACUUUUCUGAAUAAAAUAAUUGUUUCUAAUUAAAAAGUAGCCAAGCUAAGAUGCUUGGCUGGGCUUCUGAGGAAUUAAUACACGUGUGUGUGUGUGUGUGUGUGUGUGUGUGUGUAGGUACAUAUAUAGUUGACGCUUGAACAAUGCAGGUGAUGGGGUGCUGACCCGCCCCUCGCACAGUCAAAAAUCUGCAUAUAACUUGUGAUUCCCCGAAGUCUUAAUUAGUAGUAGCCUGUUACUGACUGGGAGCCUUACUGAUGUAUUAUAUAUAUAUUGUAUACUGUAUUCUUAAAAGAAAAUGUUACUUAGAAAAUCAUAAGAGAAAAUACAUUUACUGUAUUUAUCCAUACUAUAAGUGUAUAUCAUCUGUUUAUAAAAUGAAUUGUCUGUCUGGAGUGGCAGGCAACCAUAGCUGCAGACCUCAACAUGAUACCUAUCAAGCAAUCA